This is a messenger RNA of Lucilia sericata (common green bottle fly), 4602 nucleotides long. Its product is annotated as probable ATP-dependent RNA helicase spindle-E. The record is from RefSeq and is a predicted model, not a curated record. The transcript is spliced from 18 exons. Gene Ontology annotation, molecular function: RNA binding; ATP binding. Lineage: Eukaryota; Metazoa; Arthropoda; Insecta; Diptera; Calliphoridae. Bases 190 to 4524 code for a protein of 1444 amino acids. Gene Ontology annotation, cellular component: intracellular anatomical structure.
AAACGGCGUAAAUAUGAUCGGCUCCGUUCUCUAUUUGUCAAUUUGCUUGUUUAUUUUUUGUUAAAAACAACUACAAAGAAAAAUUGCAAUAAAGCGAAAACUAAACAAUUAUAUUCUUUGCGUUUUUAGUGUUAUUAGAACAUUUUGUGUUGAAUGAAAUAAAAAGAAAAAGUCUUUUUAUUGAAUAAAAUGGAUGAAAUUGAGGACUUCUUUAAUAUAUCAAAAGAUUUCAAACGUGUAAGUGCUCCUGUUCCCAAACCAAUUGUCGAAGAGGCACCAUCAACAAGUGCUAAAGUCAAGCGAGAGCAUGGAAUAUCUGAGAGUACAAGCAAAUACCGGAAGUUGGAUAAACCUGGUCACAGUGAAUAUUCAUACGUUAAAAAGGCUAUUCUACCAGAAGAUUUGGGUAUUCAAAGUGAUGAAGACGAUGAUGUAGUAGAUUACCCAGGAAACCAAAUUAACGACCCGGUCUAUAGUCGUUACGAAUUUAAUUUAGAACGAGAUAAAUCUUUGCCAAUACAUGAUGCUAAAGAUGAAAUCAUAAAUAGUAUUCGCAGGAAUCCCGUCAUAAUAUUAGAGGGUGAUACUGGGUGUGGAAAAACAACACAGGUUCCACAAUACAUCUUAGAUGAUGCAUACCGUCGUGGUGAGUAUUGCAAAAUUGUAUGCACACAGCCACGACGAAUUGCAGCCAUUUCAAUAUGUCGUCGUGUCUCUGCAGAACGAAAUUGGACUGAAGGUACGGUUGUCGGAUAUCAGGUCGGCCUACAUGCCAACUCUAGUGAUGAUACGCGAUUACUUUACUGCACUACCGGUGUCCUUUUGCAACAAUUGAUUAAGAACAAAACUUUGGCACCCUAUACUCACAUUAUAUUAGAUGAAGUUCAUGAACGUGAUCAAGAUAUGGAUUUUCUAUUGAUUAUUGUGCGUCGUCUUUUAGUAACAACUUCAAAGCAUGUUAAAAUAAUUUUAAUGUCCGCUACCAUUGACACGAGAACGUUUUCAAAUUAUUUUAAAGUUCGAAAAAAUCCUGCUCCAGUAAUAGGAACCGACACUCGUCGACUUUUCCAAGUUAAAGAAUUUUAUCUCUGUGAUUUAGAUCGUAUUAAUAACCUAAAUGCCCAAGUAAGUCUAAAUGAUCCGGGAAUUUCAGUCGAAAUGUACAAUUUAGCUUUAAAAUUAAUAAUAGUUAUUGAUAAUAUUGAAAAACAAGAUGCUGCAUUCAGUGCAGAUCCAGAUGUCGAUGAAAAUAAUAAAACAUCAAUAUUAAUAUUUUUACCGGGCAUAAAUGAAAUUGAACAGAUGUGUAAAAAAUUGGAACAACUUAAAGAUACGGAUAAUAAUCAGGUACGACUUUGCCCAAUACGUUUGCAUUCCAUCAUUUCGCCAGAUGAACAAGUUAGAGUAUUUAAUCGCCCACCUCCAGGCUAUAGAAAAGUUAUUCUUGCUACCAACAUUGCUGAAAGUUCUAUUACUGUUCCAGAUGUAAAGUAUGUAAUUGACUUUUGUUUGACCAAAUUAUUAGUGACAGAUACGUCCACUAAUUUCACGAAAUUGGAAAUACAAUGGGCUUCUCGAGCAAAUUGCAGACAACGAGCUGGUCGUGCUGGACGUGUUAUGAAUGGGCGUGUUUAUCGCUUAAUACCUCGUUCAUUUUAUGAGGAUUUUUUGGAUGACUUUAGUAAACCAGAAAUGUUACGUUGUCCUUUAGAAAGCGUUGUAUUGAAAUCCAAAUUACUUGAGAUGGGUUCGCCUCCAUAUGUGCUCGCUUUAGCAAUGAGCCCGCCAAAUUUGUGUGAUAUACACAACACAAUUUUAACAUUAAAGGAAGUUGGGGCCUUAUAUAAGUACACGAAUGGAGAAUAUACAAUUGAUGAUGGCGAUAUAACUUAUAUGGGUCGUAUAAUGGCUUUUUUGCCAUUAGAUGUGCGUCUAACACGUCUAAUAAUGAUGGGAUACGCAUUCAGUGCAUUGGAAGAAUCAAUAAUAAUAGCUGCUGGUUUAAGUGUACGUUCAAUUUUUAAAUUUCAAAACUAUAAACGUUGUGGUGAAAUAAAUGCUUACAUCAAAAAGCUAUCAUGGGCUGAUGGUUCUGGUUCCGAUUUAAUUGCAAUCCUUAAUGCAUACAGAGAAUGGUCUAGAUUAAAACAAGAUGAACAUUUCGAUGAAAGUGAAUAUAAGUGGGCUAAUCAAAACUUAAUUAAUAUUCGUUCAAUUCGAGAAAUGCAUUUAUUAGUGAAAGAAAUUAAGGGACGAUUAAGUGGAUUCGGCAUUAAGGAAAACAAUCGAUCUCAGUUUUCUCAAUGGCAGGAAUGGGAAAAGGCGACAAUUUUAAAAGUUAUUAUUGCUGGUGCUUUCUAUCCGAAUUACUUUGUUUAUAACAAACAAAAUGAUAUUGAUAAAGAGCGAACAAAGUAUCACAUUUUAUGUGGUCAUGAUCCCUGCCGAACAGUUUAUUUCUCUAAUUUUGAUACGCGACACAUUGGUCAAUUAUACACACGUUCAAUUAAAGAACUAUUUAAAGACGUUCACAUUAAUCCAAAAAAUAUUGAUAUUAGUUUCCAAUCAAACUCAGAAAGAGUUUUAGUGAUUUUUAAAAAUGAUCCUGAAAGUGAUGCUAAUGAAUAUCAAAGCAUUACUACAAAUGAUACACAAGAUACUGUACGCGUUAAAAUGCCAGGAGCUGUAUGUACAGAGGUGUACAAAGCCUUAAGGAUGCGUCAUUUAAAUAUGCCUACAUCCUUUGAUGUUAUGGAAUCACGUUCUGGUGUCAAGUUUGCCGAAGAUCAUGGACUGGGUAUAAUGUGCGAUGGAGCAUGGCGGCCAACUAAACGUUUAUUGAAAAAUGCAGAGUUGGUAGUUCUCCCAUCUGUUUUUCAAAAAAAUAUUAGCGGUUAUAUAACUCAUAUCGAAAAUUGUAGUAAAUUUUAUUUUCAACCUCUCUCGGAAAUGGAGCGUAUGCAAGAAAUACAAGAAAUGCUUAAUAAUCCAAUAGACAUCGAAAAUUGUAAGUUUCCUCAUAAUACCACUUUAGCCACUGGAAUGAUACUUUCAGCACCUUUCGAAAAUAAGUAUCAUAGAGCUAGAGUUAUCAAAACCAUUGAGGUAACGCGACAGCAUAAACAAGUUAAGGUUUUCUUCAUCGAUUAUGGUAACAUGGCAACAGUUGAUUUUCAUCUAUUACGUUACUUUUCGGAUAAAUGUAAGUCUUUGGCGGACAUUCCACCAAGAUUAUUUGAAUGUCGUCUAGUGAUGAUAGAACCAUCUCCAGUACGUUCGCCCAAUGAGCAAUGGACAGAUGAAGCUAUGGAACUUGUGCAAGAGUAUGCUGAUUCCGGUAUUAUUGAAAUAGAAGUCUACUCUGUAGUUGACGGAGUAUCAAACGUAAUAAUAAAGAAGGAUAACAGUACACUAAAUGAAAUUUUAGUGGAAAAAGGCCUUGCUCGUACAUCUGAUGAAAGUUACAUGUCUAAGAGUGAUCACGAUUUUCGAAUUCGCAAACAGUCGGUUGCUAACCGAUUUCUAGACGAAGAUAGCGCACGACAAAAUGAAGAAUACUUAUUGUCAAUUAGGCCAGAGAUCGAUAUGGACAUAGAACCCCCACCCAAGCAUUUAUGCAACAAAACAUUAAAAUUGCGUGGACCAUUCAGUCCCAUCGAACUUAAUUUAUUCUCCGCCAUACGUGCAGGCACGUGGAAAACGGUUUCGCUCGAAAGGGAAUCAGUUAAUUUCAUUCAAGUAGAUAGUAAUCCUAAGGACAUGUACGAGCGCUUAGUUGUGGCAGCCGACAUUACCGAAUCAUCCAAUGGUGAUAUUCUUGUAGCUCGAGCCACAACACUUAUGCCUAACAUACAUGGAUUCGGAGCUUUGAUGACGCUACUCUUCUGUCCUACAAUGCAAAUUAAAUGUAACAAAACUCAAACUAAAUAUGUUGCAAUAUUAGCUGGAUUAGGAUAUGAUGAAAAUACCCACAACUCUCUAUUUGGUGAUCAUGACAUUGUGCUUAAUUUAGAUGUAGAUAUCUUGCCAGACGAUUUGGAAUUAAUAAAUCAAAUACGUUAUUCAAUGGAUACAUUACUAUAUACCAAACCUGAACAGGAACGACCACAUCUAAAAUCAAAGGAAAUUAAUGAUUUAACUACAAAAAUUAAGCAACUUGUUAUAAGACUUUUAAGUAAAAAUCGUAAAUAUAUCGAGGUUCAUGUUGGACCUAAUGACAACAAAUGGAAAUGUUUGGAUGCAAAUGAUUUAAUUGAACCGACAAAUAUUUAUGGAAAACGAUCUUUAUUUCCGCCACUAACGUCCAUGCGUUUAUAUGAAGAAAAAUAUGAUCGCAUUCAUGCUCUUAAUAUGCACUGCCAUGAGCUGCAUCGAAAACGACAAUAUGACGGUUCCAUACCCCCAACUACAUGUCGUUUGUGUCAUCAACCAAUUGAAAAUAUUGUUCAACUGAGAAUUCAUCUGCUUUCCCAAUUACACCGUGAUAGAGAACAUCAAAUACGUUUCCAACCACAGCCGAUUUAAAUUAAGAUCAUGUGUAUAUGUUUGUUGAAGUGAAUUAAAAAAAUAAAUACUUAUUUCUUAUAAUUUAAAGAAUAAACG